AUGAGCCUAGGCAGGGCAACUGCCACCCAUCAUAGUUCCUGCACUAACCCUGGGACAGUACAACUCGGCCAUGUUGCGGUCUGCACGCGAAGGCAGCUGCUCAGUAGUGGCCUUGCCUAUGACCAUGUUGAGGGAUACGUUGAGAGAUUCUAUGAGUUUCUUUACCCUAUCACGACUGCUGUUUACGAGACUAGGCCCGUACACAUGUUGCUGGUUUGCCAUUCAAGCAGCUUAAUCACGCGUCCCCGUCUACCAGGUUCUUCUGCCUUAGAACUAAGCCAGCUGACCAUUCAACUGGACGACUACGAAGGCCAAGCUGCCCGUGCUCGCUGCAAGCUAGAAGCCUUAUCUCCCACCAAAUCCACAGUUUGA
Molecule: messenger RNA, 372 nt
Organism: Aspergillus nidulans FGSC A4
Lineage: Eukaryota; Fungi; Ascomycota; Eurotiomycetes; Eurotiales; Aspergillaceae
Exons: 5
Coding region: 1-372 (123 amino acids)
Source: RefSeq, a predicted model, not a curated record